AAAAGCGGCCAUUUUCAUUAACUGACCAAAGAGCAAAUCGACAGGUGGAUACCAGGCGAAGUCAAUUCAGACUUUCAGUUCAAAGGAUAAAAAGGGGUCAAAAGGCAAGACAAAAAAGAAAUCGUCAAAGAAGAUCAAAGUUCACAGGUACUAACAGGGGUAAUGCAAUGCAUAAUCAAAGUACAAUAUCUGAUCAAAGUGCAAUGCAUCAUCAAGGUGGAAUGUCUGGUCAAACAUCCAACAACACAGUACGUCAGCAGAAUAUGUCCAAUCAGAAUAAAAGUCACAGUACCUCAAAUUUGAAUAUAUCUGGUCAAGAAACAAUAGCAGAACAACAUACUGCAUUUUUAAACGAUCAAUCUCAUCAAAUCUCUACAUCCUUCAAAGCAAACAUAAAGCGGAUUGAACUGCAUGGUUCAAGACUUGUAAAUCCCAACAGCCUUGAUGUAGCGAUUAGAGACUUAGUGAUAAACGAUUCCAGGUUAGUCGUCGUAAGGUGGUUCAUUGUGGAGUUUUACAAUAAAAGCAAUCAACAACUGAUCAACAUUAUUAAUAAGCAGAUGUUAUGUGCUACAGCUGUUUCAGACAGCUGUAUCGCAUUUACCUGUAGCAGCUGUGAAAAAGGUGUCAUCCACAUAUAUUACCAAGAUGGUAGCCAUUUACGGGAUAUUACAACAGAUCUUGGAUUAUUAUGGGGGAUAGGACGUAAUAGUGAGGAUGAGAUAGUUGUGUGUGAUUGGACGACAAACUCCAUUUGUCACAUUGAUUAUGAUACGGGUGCCCUUCUUGACAAAACAACUGACCCAGGGUUAUUCCGCUGGCCUAGGUAUAUUGCAGUAGCUAAUGACAACAAUGUGGUGGUCUCUGAUUGGUGGAAAAAUUGCAUCACAGUUGUAGACAGGACAGGGAAGAAGCUAAUGGAGUAUGGCACUCGUGGGGAGCUCUAUUGGCCAAGUGGGGUGUGUGUAGCUGAUGACAACAUCAUUAUAGUUGACAGCUUGAACCACAGGGUUUCCCUGGUUACUCCUACUACUGUCCACCAUCUUGCAACGAGGGACCAUGGUCUAGUUGCACCAAAUGCCGUAACAGUGGACAGCAAAGGGAAUGUAUUGGUUGGUGAUAUCAAAGGGAAUCUGUUUGAAAUUGACUACAAAUCAUUAAACCAUUAAACAACAAAGUAUCCCUGGUUACUCCUACUACUGUCCACCAUCUUGCAACUAGGGACCAUGGUCUAGUUGCACCAACAAAUGCUGUAACCAACAAAGGGAAUGUAUUGGUUGGGGAUUUAAGAGGGAAUCUGUUUGAAAUUGACUACAAAUCAUUAAAUCAUAUACUCAUCUAUCCCAGGGUAAUUAAAUUCAGCUGACCUUUUUGGACACAGUUGACCCUUUUGAUAAUGUGGCAUUUUUUGAAUAAACAAAUUGAACCUUUUAUAUCACCACUGAAUGAAUGGACAUAUGGAUUAACAAACCAUUGAAAGAAUGGACAGAUGGAUGGAUGAACCAUUGAAGAAAUGGACAGAUGGAU
Molecule: messenger RNA, 1527 nt
Organism: Owenia fusiformis
Lineage: Eukaryota; Metazoa; Annelida; Polychaeta; Sabellida; Oweniidae
Source: the annotation of a GenBank genome assembly